Musa acuminata AAA Group (dessert banana) is the source of this 2422-nucleotide messenger RNA. Its product is annotated as G2/mitotic-specific cyclin S13-7-like. The record is from RefSeq and is a predicted model, not a curated record. The transcript has 11 exons. Gene Ontology annotation, biological process: mitotic cell cycle phase transition; regulation of cyclin-dependent protein serine/threonine kinase activity. NCBI's taxonomy places the organism in Eukaryota, Viridiplantae, Streptophyta, Magnoliopsida, Zingiberales, Musaceae. The coding region runs from base 297 to 1649 and encodes 450 amino acids. Gene Ontology annotation, cellular component: nucleus; cyclin-dependent protein kinase holoenzyme complex; cytoplasm. Gene Ontology annotation, molecular function: cyclin-dependent protein serine/threonine kinase regulator activity.
ACCUUCAAACACAUACAGAAGGCGGAGAGAAACUAAAGAAGGAAGAGGACGAAUGAGAAUGAUAUUGUAGAGUUAGGAGAACGAGAUUGCGGUGUAGAGACUCCGUUCUUGUUCUCUGCCAGUUGGGAAACAGAGAGAGAGAGAGACAGAGCCUCUGGGACAGGCGAUCAACGGUGGCGAAUCCUAGAAGCCUUCGUUCGUUUUUCUCGUCGGUGUUGUCAAGCCGUUUCUGGAAGAGCUGCCAACAAGAAGCAGGAGGAGAAGGAGAAGGAGGAGAUAAAGAAGAAGAAGGCUUGAUGGAGUCAAGGCAUCUGCAGGCUCCUGUGGCAACUCUGCAGCAGAGAGGUGCUGCUGCUUCACCAGGCAGAAAGCAGAAAGCGGCCGCAGGAGCUGACGAAAAGAACCGGAGAGCGCUUGGAGACAUCGGAAAUCGUGUUAACUUUCGAGAUGUCGACGGAAAAGUGCAGCCUCAGAUUUCUCUCCCUGUGGCUAGAUUUGCUGCUCAAGUGUUGGAGAAUGCACAACCUGCCGAACCUGAUAAGAAGCCAGCAUUUGUAGCUGCCAAUGUAAGAGGAAAAGAAGGUGCGAAAGCUGCGAAGCAGAAGGCUGCAGUCAAGCCAAAAACUGAGGAAGUAAUUGAAAUCAGUUCAGGAGAUGAAGGUGCAAAAGCUGCUGAACAGAAGGUCUCAGUAAACCUCAAAACAGAGGAAGUAAUUGAGAUCAGUUCAGGAAAUGGUGAUAGGAGAACUUCCAGGAAGAAGGUUCACACCCUCACUUCAGUACUUACUGCUCGAAGCAAGGUUGCUUGUGAAGUCGUCCAUAAACCAAACAAUCUGGCACACGAUAUUGAUGAGUUGGAUGCAGACGAUGAGUUAGCUGUUGUCGAUUAUGUGGAAGACAUAUAUAGCUUCUACAGAUUCGCUGAGAGAUACAGCAGACCUCGUGAUUACAUGGGUUCCCAGGUCGAGAUCAAUGCGAAGAUGAGAUCGAUUCUUGCCGACUGGCUGACUGAAGUGCACCGCAAGUUUGAGCUGAUGCCCGAGACACUAUACCUAACGUUCUACAUAGUCGAUGCAUACCUCUCAGUGGAAACUGUUCCGAGGAGGGAGUUGCAGCUUGUGGGGGUGAGCUCCAUGCUCGUCGCCUGCAAAUAUGAGGAGAUAUGGGCUCCUCAGGUUAAUGACUUCAUCUACAUUUCCGACCGCGCAUAUGGCAGAGAGCAGAUCCUGGCGACAGAGAAAGCAAUCUUGAACAAGCUUGAAUGGAACCUUACUGUUCCCACGCCGUAUGUUUUCCUUGUGCGUUUUCUCAAGGCGGCCAUGUCCGAUAAGGAGAUGGAGAACAUGGCAUUUUUCUUCGCGGAGUUGGGUUUGAUGCACUACUCGAUGGUCAUCAAGCAUCGCCCGUCCAUGCUCGCUGCCUCGGCGGUCUACGCCGCACGGUGGACGCUGGAGAGGAGCCCCCGGUGGACCGAGACGCUCGAGCGGCACACGGGAUACGAUGAGCUGCAGUUGGGGGACUGCGCGCAGCAUUUGCUGAGCUUCCAUGCGUCGGCCGCCGAGAGCAAGCUCAGAGCCGUCUACAGCAAGUACUCCAGCUCGCGACGAGGAGCUGUCGCGUUGCGUUCUCCCGCUACAAAGCCGCUUUGAGGAGUUGAACCACAUGUGCUGAGACCAUUCAGACAUUACAGGCCGAGGACAUCAAGGAAUUUAUGAUCAACAAAGUCAAAAAGCAAUCAGCUGUGCUGCAGAACACUUCAUUAAACAAUGCAGACCUCAAGCAGGCACUGAGGAGAGCCCUGUCCGAGAGCAGGCAGAAGAGAUAAUGCCAUCGACGAAAGCCUUGAUUGCCAUGCCAUGAUUAGGCUUUGGAUCUUAGUAUUGUUGGUGCAUCCAAAUGUGUGAGAGCAUGGGAAAGCGUUUGAUUCUCUCAAGCAGGCUUGAGGAAGGAUGUGGGCCAGUCAUCAUUCCACUGGUAUUAGGUCUGUUUUGUCACUAUCCAGCUUAGAGGUGGGGAAGAUUGAAGGUGUGUCGUAACCUGCUGCUUUCUUCCCUUUUGUUAUUAUGAGUUCUGAUGCAGAUGUCAAAGAAGAAAUAAGUAAGAGGCCCAGUGCACAUGCACGCACACUGAUGCUGUCACUCCCAUCGUCAGAUUUCUUCACCUCUUUUCCCACAUAAACUAUUUCUGCUUUGCCUUGCUUUGGAUACUUGUUGCUUCAAGAAAGCAUAUAGAUUAGUGGCGAGAGUCCUCUGUCCUGACUCCAAGACCUAGAGGAGAGAGGAGAGGAGAGUAGGGUUGUCUUCCUGGAUAUGGCAGUACAUUGCUUGUAUGUCUAAUGCAUGUGCUUAACCAGUGCCUGCUUAGCCUUUGGGUGCUCUUCAACUAGACAAAAGGUGAAUGAAUGGGCUUCAUUUACAUCUUC